AUGGCUCAGCAGCAUUUUGAAUCAGAUCUCCAAGAACGACAAUGUGAGCAACAACUGGGAAAGGCUGUUUUGUUCCGGUUCCUUCGGCGUUCGAUCCUUCUCCAGCUCCACAAAGAACAUGCUAAACACACCAGAGAAAGCUCAGACCUGCAGUCUCAUCAGAGUGACAGGCCACAGACCAACAGAAAGCCCUCCUUGCUCCUGGAUACUCCACGUGUAACAGCCGAGCUGCUACAGAGGAAUGUGGGAUGCUCACUGAAGCCUCGUGCCUACUCCUUUCUCGAACAGAGAAGCGGGAAAGCACCUUUAAGAAAAAAACAGGUUAGAGAGCUGCCUCGUAUCCAUUCAAACCAGUUGUUAUGGAGAUUGCCUCUGGGUACCACAGACACAUUCCAGCUCACGAUCUAUUUUUAUACGACUGUUCUGAGGAUCCGCAGACACCUGUCUCAUUUAGCGGCGAGAAUAUUUAAGCACCAAGAUCCAUUUAAAACAACAGAUAAGCCAGCCUUGAUGGCAUAUUUUAAGCCAGGAAUUCUAUUACUGGAGACUAAGUUUCCUUUGUUCCAACGAUGUCUUUGUAGUACUGUAUCCCAAGCCAAGAAAAUACAACCUGACUCUAAACAAAAUCAGAUGGAAGAAAAUGUAGAUUGGACUAAUCAUAAAAGAAACCUCCUGCUCUUCUAUUGCUGCUCCUUAAAUUAGGAAAAAGAGGAUGUGGGAUGCUGGGUGUGUGUUACAGUCCAAGUACUCAAGAGGCUGAGGCAGAAGGAUGGGGAUGUCAAGGUCAACUAGGGCUAUAUAGCCACAUCAUUUCUCAAGAAAAAGGGUGGAUCUAGGGAGGGGACGAAAGGAUCAGUGAAGAUACUGAGGCCAAAUAUGAUUAGAGCACUUUAUAUGCACAUAUGGAAAUGUCAAAAUUCAUGUACAGUGUAUGCUAAUAAGAUUUUCCAUGGAGCUCGAGAAAGGACCCAAGAAGCUGAAGGGGUUUGCAG
Molecule: messenger RNA, 992 nt
Organism: Mus musculus (house mouse)
Lineage: Eukaryota; Metazoa; Chordata; Mammalia; Rodentia; Muridae
Product: predicted gene, 35751
Exons: 4
Coding region: 1-702 (233 amino acids)
Source: RefSeq, a predicted model, not a curated record